Messenger RNA from Manihot esculenta (cassava), 2443 nucleotides. Its product is annotated as rhamnogalacturonate lyase. Bases 285 to 2402 code for a protein of 705 amino acids. Gene Ontology annotation, biological process: carbohydrate metabolic process. The transcript is spliced from 15 exons. Gene Ontology annotation, molecular function: carbohydrate binding; catalytic activity. Lineage: Eukaryota; Viridiplantae; Streptophyta; Magnoliopsida; Malpighiales; Euphorbiaceae. The record is from RefSeq and is a predicted model, not a curated record.
CGAGAGAAAUGCAUAAAUUCCGUAUCUCAACCUUCCAUUAACAACAUUACUUCCUUCUAUAGACUGCAAAUUAUCAAAGAUUCGUUCCCCUUUCUCAAAACUGGGGAAUGCAUAUAAAAUAAAUAAUUAUUAUUAUUUUUUAUUUUUAUUAUUAUUAUUAUUUCCAUAUUUCUUUCCUGCCAUCUUCGCUAUAUAAGCAGAGGAACUGGAAUUUGGAGUUUCUGCACAGAGGCAAGAAAAUUUAAAAAAAAAAAAAAAAGAUUGAAUUUUUGUUCUUGUGUAUCAUGGGUUUGCGAGGAUACUUUAUGAUUUUUUUAUUUUCUGUCUUUUUCAUCCUCUCAGAUAACUUCCCUGCUUCAUUAUCUUCAUCUCACCAGCAGGUUCACAAUUCAAGUUCAUCAGGCUUUCAUGCCAGCCGAGAAACUCCAGAGGCGGUGGUCGGCGAAGAAAAUCCGGAGGCUGUGCGACUUCAAUUUCAAGAUAACUAUGUGGUGGUGGAUAAUGGGUUCAUGCAGCUCACAAUUUCAAACCCAGAAGGAAUCGUCACUGGAAUACAGUACAACGGAAUCAGCAAUUUGCUUGAAGUUCUUAACGAUGAAAAUGACAGAGGAAUUUGUUUAUGCAGAUACUGGGAUCUCGUAUGGAGUGACGAAACAACUACUCGGAAAAAGGGCAAUUUUGACAGGAUGGAAGGAACAAGUUUUAAGGUAAUACAACAAAAUGAGAAACAAAUAGAACUCUCAUUCACAAGAACAUGGAAUUCCUCCCUACAUGGAAAGGUCGUUCCAUUGAACAUUGACAAAAGGUUUGUGGUACUUGGUGGUACGUCAGGCUUCUACACAUACGCCAUUUAUGAGCACUUGAAGGAGUGGCCUGCUUUCGAUCUUGAUAAUACCAGGAUUGUUUUCAAGCUUAGAAACGACAAGUUUCACUAUAUGGCCAUAGCGGAUGACAGGCAAAGAUACAUGCCGUUACCUGAAGACCGGCGGGAGGGCAGAGGCCAAGUUCUAGCCUAUCCAGAGGCUGUCUUGCUCGUUAAUCCUGUUGAACCUCAAUUUAAAGGAGAGGUAGAUGACAAAUAUCAAUACUCAUGUGAGAGUAGGAACAACGGAGUUCACGGGUGGAUCUGCGAUGACCCUGCCGUGGGUUUCUGGCUAAUUACUCCAAGUUACGAGUUUAGGUCUGGUGGGCCCCUCAAGCAAUUUCUUACCUCUCAUGUGGGCCCAACAACUCUUUCGGUAUUGCACAGCACUCAUUAUUUGGGAGCAGACAUGAUAGCAAAAUUUGUAGCCAAUGAGCCAUGGAAGAAAGUAUAUGGCCCUGUUUUUGUCUAUCUUAAUUCACUGUUGGACCAUGGUGACCCUCUUUCCCUUUGGCAGGACGCUCAGAAACAGAUGAUGAAUGAAGUUCAACGCUGGCCCUACGAUUUCCUUGCUUCCCAAGAUUUUCCACCAUCAGAUCAACGGGGUAAAGUCAGUGGCAGGCUACUAGUCAAAGAUAGGUACGUCAGCGAUGGGAACAUUUCUGCGGAUGGAGCUUACGUGGGGCUGGCAUCUCCUGGAGAUGCUGGCUCCUGGCAAUUAGAAGCUAAGGGUUACCAGUUCUGGACUGAGACAGACAAAGACGGGCAGUUCACAAUCAAUAAUAUAAGGCCUGGUGUUUACAAUCUCUAUGCAUGGGUUCCUGGAUUCAUCGGAGAUUAUAAAUAUGAAACUCUUAUUAACAUAUCUGCAGGUGGUAAUAUUACUGUUGAUGAUAUCGUCUAUGAGCCUCCAAGGAAUGGCUCCACACUGUGGGAAAUAGGAAUUCCUGAUCGUGUUGCAUCAGAAUUCUACAUUCCUGAUCCAAAUCCAAAAUAUGUAAACAAGCUUUACCUCAAUCACACUGACAGGUAUAGGCAGUAUGGAUUAUGGGAAAGAUAUGCAGAAUUAUAUCCUGAUGGAGACUUGGUCUUCACAAUUGGCACAAGUAAUUACACAAAAGAUUGGUUUUUCCAACAAGUAACCAGGAAGAUUAAUAACAGCACAUAUGAAGGAACUACAUGGCAAAUCAAGUUCAAGCUUGAUGAAAUUGAUCAGAAUUGGACUUACACAAUACGAUUGGCACUUGCAACAGCAAACAACGCAAAUUUGCAGGUAAAAAUUAAUGAUCUUAAUGGGAAUUCUUCUCUGUUAUCAACUGGAGUGUUUGGCAAGGACAACACAAUUGCAAGACAUGGAAUUCAUGGGCUUUACAGGCUGUUUAAUAUUAGCAUACCAGGAGCUCAGCUCCUGCAGGGAAAUAACACCAUUUUUUUAACGCAAGCAAGCGGUACUAGCCCUUUCGAGGGGAUCAUGUACGAUUACAUUCGUUUUGAAGGCCCUCCGUCUUCUAAUACUAUAAAGAAUACCAGAUUUAGAUAGAUUUUUUUUGGAAUGAUUGCUAUGAUAGAAUUUAAUUUUUU